Messenger RNA from Trichoderma breve, 960 nucleotides. RefSeq lists its product as uncharacterized. NCBI's taxonomy places the organism in Eukaryota, Fungi, Ascomycota, Sordariomycetes, Hypocreales, Hypocreaceae. The record is from RefSeq and is a predicted model, not a curated record. The transcript has 2 exons. The coding region runs from base 1 to 960 and encodes 319 amino acids.
AUGGAGUUGUCGUGGAGACCUAGUCAUGGCGAUUUUCUUGCGGAAGAAGCAUCACGAAGCUUUCCAUUCACCUUUGGCAGCUUCUUUUCCAACUCUGCGUCGACAAAACCCAGCAGAGAGGAAUGGGUAAAAGAUAUUGGCGACGAAUUCUUCCUUCAGCAGUCGGAGAGGCCACAACGAACACUUGCUAACGCACACAUGCCGCCACCAUAUGACUCUGGCGAUGAUGGAGAUGACGAACACGACGACGAUGAUGAUGAGAAUGAUGAGAAUCAUUUUGCAGACGAUAUUGAAAGAUACUGCAUCGACUUUAGUGAUUACGUAUUCAAUGGGGUCGUCGAUCGAAUUGAUCCUUUAGUCUUGGAUCAUGUCAGUCCAUGCCUGUCGACAACUCGACAAUCGUCUUCUUCCCUCAAUCCGGCGCAUGACGGCCACAUCAGUCUACAAGACGCGACAUUUCCUGCCUACUUUCAGACCUUGGAUGCAAGAAUUCAGGGUGGCAAAAGAGGGACAUCAUGCCGCCAUGAGCAAAGCCAGCCGGUGUUCCGAACAGAAGAUGAGAACAUCGAGAGCAACGCAGAAAACAGACGCUCAAAGGACCAUAAUCAGGGAAAUGAACUAGGAGAUUGUGUCAUGGUUGAGGGAGAAGAAAGCGAAGACGAAGAAGACGAGAUGACGGACUCGUGCUUGAAUGUGAUUGACCAUCUGGACUACGUCAUGUUCCCAACCGCCGAAGUUCUGGAAUUCGUCCGCGGAGGAGAAAUGGAAGUUCUGGAAGACGUUGAUGAUGAAGAAGAAGCCACCUGUAGGCGAUUCCUAGGAGCGGAACAAUAUGACGAAGAAGACAAGAAGGGGCUCGGAAGGGAGGAGUUGGAGAACCGGGGCCGAAGGUGGUUCAGGUGCGGAGUCUUCUCCAAGGACGUGACUCGGCGACUCCACCGACUAAGAUACGGAUGCUAA